Molecule: messenger RNA, 1377 nt
Organism: Cannabis sativa
Lineage: Eukaryota; Viridiplantae; Streptophyta; Magnoliopsida; Rosales; Cannabaceae
Exons: 3
Coding region: 1-1377 (458 amino acids)
Molecular function (GO): catalytic activity
Source: RefSeq, a predicted model, not a curated record
AUGGUUGAUAAGAUCACAAAGGAGAGGACUAUGAUCAAAUUUGCGAGGGUGUUGGUCGAAAUGGAGAUUACAGAUCACCCUCCUAAGGUUACUCACUUCUUGAAUGAGUAUGGGCAACUCAUAGAACAAAGAAUCGAGUAUGAAUGGCUGCCCACAAGAUGGGAAGAACUUGAAGGUGGAAUAGAGAAGAAGACAGUGAAUGUUGCUGAAACUGACAAACCAGGAGAGAAGUGUAGUGCUGGAACAACAAUAGUUGCUAAGGAGAAACAAAGAGAAGAGGGGGAGAAGGAUGGAAGACAAAAGGGGCAAACUAGUGACACAAAAGGGAAUUGGAUAACGCCAAGAAGGGGUGCUCAUAAUAGGAAUGUGGGGGAGAAAUAUUUAGCUCCGGCUCAACACUGGAAUAUAAGGGGCCUCAAUAGUAAUAAGAAGCAAGAGGCUGUUGUGGAUGUUUGUAGAAUGAGGAAAAUUGGUGUAGGUGCUGUGUUAGAAACAAAAAUGAAGGGGGAUAAAGUAGCUCAAGCUAUGAAAGCUGUGUUCAAUUGUUGGGAUUACUAUACUAGUAAUGUGAUUGAAGGCAGGAUUCUUGUCAUUUGGAGGAAUAAGUUUGUUAAAGUGGACAUUUUGGAGGAAUCUAACCAAUAUGUUCACUGUCUAGUGAAGAUGCUCAGUCUUAAUAAAGAGUUUUGUGUAACUUUUGUGUAUGGCUCUAAUUUUAUAGAAGAAAGGAAGUGUCUUUGGAAUGGUUUGGCUGGUCUUCAAUUCCCGGUAAAACCUUGGCUCAUAAUGGGAGACUUUAAUGCUGUUUUUGAGUUUGGGGAUAGAAAGGGACGUAACCCGGUUACCAAAAAUGAAGUUGAAGAGGCAACCAACUGGUUAGCUUUGGGGCUUGCUGAUACACUUCAAAGAUCAGGUUCUUUUUUUACCUGGUCUAAUAACCAUGAGGUUAAUGAUAGGAUUUAUUCCAGAACAGAUCAUGUGCUAAAAAAUGAAGAAUGGUUGGACAUGUUUACCGAUUCUAGUGCUAACAUGAGUUGGGAAACGGUGUCGGAUCACUGCACUUGUGUUGUCUCUUCUGCUAAGGCUGGCAACAUUGGGAUUAAGCCCUUUAAGUUUUUUAACUUCUGGGUUCAUCAUAAAGAUUACAAGCAUGUGGUUAUGGAGCGUUGGACUAAACCGAUUCGUAGCAAGGGGCGGAGGGGGCUGCUGAUUAAGUGCUUAAGGUUGAAGCAUCGGCUUAGAAUGUUCAACAAAAAUUCAGGAGACAUUGAAGUCCAACAUGCUGAAGCCAGGGCUAAGUUGUUGGAAGCCAAGUUAGAAGCUCAAGCAAACUCGGGGGAUAUAAGGAAAAGUGAGGAAGAGAAAAAGGGAUUUUAG